GGGUCAAAAAAGAAAAAGAAAACCUAGGGUUUUGCCUACCGCCGCCAUCCACCUCUCCUCCUUCCGAGCAUCUACGGUCGCCGUCGCCGCCACCGCCAGCCCUCCGAUGGAGGUGCCGCCGGUUUGGACAGCCGCCCGGGUCCAGGAGGAUUUCAUCAACUACUUCGAGUCCAAGUCGCAGUCGCAGUCGCACACGCCAUGGCCGUCGAGCCUCGAGGUGCCCGUCUACGACCCCGCGAUCUUGUUCGCCAACGCCGGGAUGAACCAGUUCAAGCCGGUAUUAAUCCUCGGCACCGCCUCCCCCGAUUCGCAGCUUGGCCGCCUGCGCCGCGCCUGCAACACCCAGAAGCGCAUCCGCGCCGAAGCACAACGACCUCGACGACAUGGGGAAGGAGGAGGCCGCCGUCGGGUAUGCAUGGGAGCGCCUAUCGGAUUCUUGCCUUCGCUCCCCCUUCUGAUGUUAGUUUGUACCACCCUACUGUACCUCUGCAUCAGGUUAUGGAUCGGUAAAGUUUAAGUGGAAAGUUGGGAUCACCUUGGUGAUUUCAAUGGCGAGUGAAAUUAAGCUUCUGUUUUGGCGAUGGUGAUGUAAGUAGACAGUAAGCACGAGAUGAUGACGAGGGUCUGUGACUUGUGUAGUGAUCCUGUAACUUUUAGUUUUAAUUUUGCACAUGUUAAUCCAUUGGA
Messenger RNA from Triticum aestivum (bread wheat), 687 nucleotides. Its product is annotated as alanine--tRNA ligase-like. Gene Ontology annotation, biological process: alanyl-tRNA aminoacylation. The transcript has a single exon. Bases 107 to 517 code for a protein of 136 amino acids. Lineage: Eukaryota; Viridiplantae; Streptophyta; Magnoliopsida; Poales; Poaceae. Gene Ontology annotation, cellular component: chloroplast; mitochondrion. The record is from RefSeq and is a predicted model, not a curated record. Gene Ontology annotation, molecular function: ATP binding; alanine-tRNA ligase activity; aminoacyl-tRNA deacylase activity.